Messenger RNA from Salvia hispanica, 612 nucleotides. The record is from RefSeq and is a predicted model, not a curated record. Lineage: Eukaryota; Viridiplantae; Streptophyta; Magnoliopsida; Lamiales; Lamiaceae.
AUGUCGCUGUGGAAGGGGGCGAUUGAUCGAUUGCUACGGCAGAGGCAGCAGGCGGCGGUACCUCGGCCGAUCCAUCGGCGACAUCAUGUACCCCGGUACCACAAUCUUGCACAUAUUCGAUUGUAUCAGGACUACUUCGCUCCGCAGCCGCGUUUCGGGGAUGCCAUAUUCCGGCGACGUUUUAGGAUGCAUCAUCCGCUGUUUAUGCAUAUCGUGGGUGCUUUAGAGAGAAGAUACGAGUAUUUCGGACAGGGAGGAUGCGCCUGGCAAACCCGGACACACGCCCUUACUGAAGUCCACUGCCGCAAUCAGGCAAUUGGCGUACGGAGGCCUCGGCCGACAUGUUCGACGAGUACCUCCACAUUGGGCGAGUCGUCAGCCAUCGAGUGUCUGCAGAACUUUUGCGCGGGCAUUAGAGCGAUAUUCGAGGAUUGCUAUCUUCGGAGUCCGAGCCCGAAGACUGGCCAGCGGCUGAUAAAUAUGCACGGCUCGGUGCACGGGUUCCCUGGGAUGUUGGGCAGCAAAGAUUGUAUGCAUUUGGAGUGGAAGAACUGCUCCGCCACCUGGAAGGGAUGCACACUUCCGGCUUCAAAGCCAAGCAUCACACGAUGA